Molecule: messenger RNA, 6300 nt
Organism: Porites lobata
Lineage: Eukaryota; Metazoa; Cnidaria; Anthozoa; Scleractinia; Poritidae
Source: the annotation of a GenBank genome assembly
AUGGCGGACGCGGCGGUGACAACUGUAAACCUCAAGAAAUUGAAGGUAUUUUCACCUAUCUUUCGCUAAUAGUGGUUGAUCCCGCAGGAGAGAAUACGUAGUAGGUAUUAGUUUUAAUACAGGCGAAGAUAGCGGUCAAUCUGACUGAUCGGUUGCAGGUAACAGUGCGAUUCAAGGAAAGCUGUUGUGAAAUUUUAGUCGACGAUAAACAACAAAGUAAUGUUUGUUGUACGCAAAAUGAGUUUUACUGAUCCUUCGGUGAUUUUAACAAGUAUUUUCCUGAUGAAGGACGGGUUCAAGCGAGUACAAAAGUGAAAAUCCUGUCAAGAUCUCUUAUGUACUUGAACGAUUUAUUAACUAACAUAUUUUCUGGGUAUGAAGCGAUGUUUUCAGUUCAACGACCUCCAGUAAAAUGAGUAAUGCAUAAAAAUAAUUUGUUGUGGUGUUUAAAGGUAGCUGAGUUAAAGAAAGAGCUUGCAGACCGUGGCCUUCCUACAAAAGGCAAUAAAAGUGAUCUACUGGCAAGAUUAGAGAAAUGCCUUUCCGAGCAAGGUGAGACGAUUGCUAUUCUUAAACUGCUGGAUUGCCAAGAGUUAGUGCUUUUUCAUUUCUGAAUAAGUUGUAGCUCAAGCAGGUACUAUAAAAGGGGCCAGAAAAAAAAAACAACAACAUUGUUUGGCGUGACUCUUAACUGUGAUCGAUCUCAUGAUAGGGGGAUUGCUAUGUUCAGGGUGCAAAGAAAAUCAUUUUUACAGCUUGCCAUUCGGGCAAGCUGAAGCUCGCAUUUACUAGCCCAGACAUCAUUUCAACUAGCUCCAAAAAGCUUUUUGACGAGCAGAAUUGAUUUCACAGUUCUUCUGUUAUUCGAAUUGCUCAAAAAAGAUCCCAGAACUCACUAGCCCGAUAUCAAAAUCCACUAGUCCCGGGCUAUCGGACAGUACAUUCUUUGCACACUGAAACAUAACUAUGUCUUCUGUUAACAACUGCAGCUGUAUAUAAAUAAAUGUAUUUGUCAGUUCCUCUUUUUAUCUUUUCAAUGGUUAGGUGUGGUUGUAAGCCAAGAUGAGAAUGAAGAGAUCACUGAUGAUCAUGAUGUAGAAGAUGAACUGGACAAUGAUGCUGAUGACUUAGAUGAUGUUGAUGAUGGAGAGGAUGUGUCAGAACAUUUGGUCACAGAGGACUCCGAAGAAGAAGCCAAAGAAAAUAAGGCAACCAAGGUGAGCUGUUUCAAGAUGAAAAAUGUUCAUCAUGCCAGGAAAAUGUGACAAGGAAAAAUUUUAGUCCUUGAUUGGAGCUGCAACAAUGCCAAUAUCCAGUUACAUGUACAUCUUGACCUCACAAUAUUGGUCAAAAUAAUAUUAUUUAUAUGGCUAUUUUGACAAGCAAAUUCUGUCUUCUGAUUGGCUACUGGAGCAGACAACAUGGACCUUGUAUCUUGAUUGCUCAGGAUAACCUUCAUAGUUUCUGCCAAAAAAAUAUUCUGUAAAGAUUUUGUUGUCAUUUCACAUUGUGACUUAUGUUCUUCUACUAUCCAGGAAACUGUAGAGGUAGAAAAACAAGAAGAACCUGUUCGUCCUGUGUAAGUACAGUAUAUACACUUGAUAUCAAUACUAUGUAAAUUUGUUUUCUGUUAAAUUAAUGCUUAAUAAUAAGGCACACACAGGUACAGGCAACAGAGAAUUUUCAGAUUUUACAUAAUGUGAUAAGGUAUUUUUCUAUCAAUGAUAACCGUAAAUAUUAGUUGAUUGCUCCAUGCCAGAAGGCUAAUGUACUCACAAGUGAAAUAAAUAAAUGAAUAAAUAAAACAUAAAUAAAUAAAGAUUUAGAGGUAUGAUUCCUGGUCAAAUUGGAAUUUGGAAUGUUGGUUUUUGAAGAGGGGGCAAGCCAGAGUACCCAGAGAAAAACCUCUCGGAACAAGUUUAGUAUUUUUUUUAUCUUGGAAGUUGUCUAAGGAAGUACUGUAUUUCUUUUACUUGAAAUCCCCAUUAACAUGAACAAGUUCUGUUAAAAGAUAAAGAUUUUUCAUUUACGUAGCUCUCAAACAAUAUAAAUCUUCUAAAGCGCUCAAAACUAAAGAGAACUGACAAACAUGAGCAUACGACAAAAAGUACACCCAGAGAAAAUAGAAAUAAAACACCGCAAUCAUUGGACAACAAAAUUAUAUACUGUGCAAGAAAUGAUUCAUUGGACAAAUGCCAAAUGAAAUCAAACAGUCUUAAGAGCCUACUUAAAACCCUGAACAUUCCAUAUACUUCUGAUAGCUACAGGUACAGGAAGAAUGUUCCACAGUGAGGGGUUGACACAAGAGAAGGCCCUGUCCUGGAGGGUCUUCCUAGCACUUAUGUUGUCACCACAGUGUGCAUAUUAGACUGUUCACAGUCUCCUAUUUUUUCCAUAACGUCAUGAAGGUCAGGCCUUUAUCGUUAUGGGCUGCCAUCUUGAUUUUUAUUGUACUUAGGGUUUAGGCUUCAAGAUUUUUAGUGGUGGGGAGUGGAAGGGGGGGAGAGAUGAGAGAAAUAGGGCAAGAAAAAGAAAGAAAUCACUUCCUCCCACCCCGCUAAGUAGAGGUGAUGUUAAUACUCACACCCAGGCUAGAGUGAGUAUAUUUGAAAUGAAGAUGGCUGCUCGUAAGCCACUUGAUCCCAAUGAUCUUAUGGAAUAAAGAAGACUGUCAACAGUCUUUGUUCGUGUAGCAUUACACUGCUCAUUUUGAAAGCUUUUCUGAGAGUAUUUCUAAUUUUUUUUUGUUUUCCCAUUUCCCAGUAAAAGGGUACCUGUCACACCUCCAGAAAAGAAGCCUGGUGAAGUAAAACUGACAGAUGAACAGGUGAAUGCAUUAUUUCAUGUUAUUUGACCCUUUAGCCAAUGAUUAUAAUGUGGCUAGUUUGUGUGGCUUGUGCAUAUCACAUUCCGCAGGUUGAUAAAUUAUUUAGCCACACAGUUUCCCUUCAAUUUAAAAGAUAAUUUUGUAAAGACAUCUGGGCUAGGAGACACUUUUGGUACUGUUUAUUUGUCUGUAGCAUGGUGACCUGUACUCUGACCUGUGGAACGUGACCUGUAUUUUAGACUCACCACUCAUGUUUUUACCAGUCAACGGGUCGGUUUAUUUAACUGUAAGGUUUGGUACAACGGUGCGAUUACAAGAGGAUAUUUGCCGCUAAUCACCUGACCAUUUUCUAACCAUACCCAGCAGGGCUUAAUUUAAGUGGCACAUCGAGUUUCGUGAGGGCUUCAAUGCAAAACAUGUAUUUGAAAUUAAUUUUUUAAACAGCUAUAACUCACAGAUAACAAUUUUUGUUUCAUAAUAGAAAAAGGCCCAGAGACUGGCAAGAUUUGGUCAGUCUUCCCCAUCAACAGAAGCUGAUAAAAAACAGGCUCGAGCCCAGAGGUAUGUUAGUACAUGUAAAUCUGCUUAAGCUUGGUGAAUGUGUGUGACAGGGACAUGGUGAAGUUGAGUUAUGAGCCCACGCAUGCUAGUGCAUGGCAAGGUGAAUUUUGUUAAAAGCGUUACUCAAUCAUACAGUACAUGUGCCCUUUGACAAGAAACGUUUUGCUCUGCAAUGUUUUUCAUGACCCAGGUGUAAAAAGUGGUAGCAGUCACAAAAAAUAUGCUCUAAAAUGAAUAGGUCAUGAUAGCUUGGUCACAAGCAGUUUCAGUUAAGGUUCCAAAUGCCUUACAAGCUUGAAUUUUAUUAGACUUUCUUUUUUCUCAGCCGUAAAAGUUGUGUCUAUAAACAGGAUGAUCUUCUGUACAUAAUUUUACCUCAGGUUUAAACAGAUAGUUUUCAGUUGUUGUUACUUUUUUCAGGUUUGGUUUAUCCAGUCCUACAAGUAAUGGAUCCAAAACUAGUUCUCCAAUUGUUUCACCAAAGGUAAUUGUCAUUAAGUUCCUGUUGUCACGAAAGAAUAGGCCCUUCAUAACUCAGCAUGUUUCUUCUUCCGUAUUUCCUCGAAUAAUGGCAGGGGGCGAUUAUUACUUUUUUUCGCACAGAAAGGGAGCAAUUAUUUGAGGGAGGCGAUUAUAUCAAAUAUUGGAAGUUGUGCCCUUAAUAUUUUGUUUUAUUAUACAGACAGGAGUGUUUUACUGAAAAAUAUACCACUUGUAAAAUUCAUAAAAACUACAUCCGGGACCCGAGUGGUUUAUUUUCCAUAAUCUCACUUGUGAGUUUAUUGAUGACGUAAUUUCGAUAAUUUCCAUCAAUUUUUUUAUCAACGUCUUUUUGUCUAUAUAAUAAAAAGAACAUUACAUGGCAGAUUGAAAAUAUGAAUUUUAUUUUCCCAUGGCAAAAACAAAAUUUAACUCACUCGCUGUGCUCAUUCAUUAAAUAUUGUUUUGCCACUUGAAAGUAAAAUUCAUAUCUUCGUCCCACCGUGUAUUUAUUUAGUUUAUUAUCCCAUUAAAUAAAAAAAAUGAUCACAUCAAAAUAAUAAACUGAACAUGGGUUUUUGGGUGUUCCAAAUUUUGGUUCCUUGAGAAAUUUUCAAUGUCAAUAUCCUCAGCAUCACCGCUUGGAUCAUUACUGAUCAAUAUUCUGCUGAAUCACAAACUUGACAGCAAGGGGAUAAAAGAUUGAGAAGAUGAUGAGAGGGGUGGGGGGAGGCAAUAAAUUAUUAGAAGGAGGCAAUUAUUUUAAACAUUUCUGUCUAUGGAUUUUUUUUCGUGCUUUUGUAUUUUGUAAGGUCAGCAAUUAUUUGAGGGAGGCAAUUAAUAGAGGGAUGGCUGUUAUUCAUGGAAAUAAGUUAUUUCAUUUUUCUAAUCCCAGGGCAUGGAUGUUGAAAAACUUAAACAGAGAGCUGAGAGAUUUGGUGCAAUUUCUCCUGUGGUGACCAAGGUACUCAUGGCUCAAAUGAAACACUAUUUUUGUUGUUUUCUAUUGGUUUUUUGCGUCUUGCGCAAAAACCUUUUAUACAUGAUGUAGUAAUCCCCAGCUAUAUAUAUAUAUUUUUUGAUUCACAGCUUGAAGAGAAAGAUAAAUUACUGAAGAGGAAACAAAGAUUUGGUGUCACUGUAUCUGCAUCUCCAUCAACAGAUGCUGAUGUAAGUUUUGUGUCGCUACGGCGACUAUGUCAUGCCAUUUUCUAUCAUUUUAGAGAGCUAAAAAUGAAAUGUGUCUGUACAUCAAUUGAAUUCCAAAACUGAUGUUACAGUUUUGUUAAGACUAUUAUUAUUUUAGAUAUUAAACCUGUUUCCUGUUGUUUGUUGCUAUGGAUGAAAAGGAUGGACGUGGAUUGAAACUUGAAAAAAUUGGGCCAAGUUUUCAUACUACGCCUGCAAAAAUCACCAAAAAAGCAUAAAGUUGCUGCUCUCUGAUGAAAUUUGUCUGAUUUCUUCUUUAUAACUGUACACAAUCAUUUUGUGUAUGAGUAAAUGCACUAAUUAAUGACUUCAGCACAGAAAUAUCCUCGUCACCUAGCCCCUUAAAGGAGCUGUGUCACGAAAUUCUGCCAAAUUAGGAAAUUACAAAAUGCCCGUUAAAUUAGGAGAAACAUAAAAAUAACCUUUUAAAACAUUAAAGGAAGGUUAAAAUAACACAACAGAAACAGCAGGAGCCACGGAUGGGCAAAACUGAAGAAGAUUGAAACGGAUUGAAAUUAGGGUUUUUGAAAACUGUUCAGCCUAACAGUCUUUCAAAGUUGAUCCCUACUGCUUGCAACUUCAAAAAUAAUGCUCAGGAGACAUAUUUGUUUGUCUUGGAUCUCACAUUUUGUCAUUUACAUGAAAUUUCUUUGCUUACUUUAAGUUUCAUAGCGAUUGAGGGCGAGUAAUUUGCAAAAUUAGGCAAAAUGAACUGUACUGCCAUGACACAGCCCCUUGAAACAGUCAUUUAAACUCAUCUUGACAAUAGAUGAGCUUGGGGAUGGUGGAACCACAAGUACAAGAACCGACAAGUACGAUAACCUUGACAACCCUGUGAGCGACAACCACCAGGCACCGUCACACUGAAAAACAGCGGAACAAUAAUACUUACCUCAUGCUUACCACAGAGAAGUAGGCAGGGCAGGGAGUCAAGUUGUUGAGCACAAACGAAAACAGGCACAGCACACGUGAGAUUGAGUUGACCUGAACAACGUUGUUGUAAAACCACGUGACCCACUGCAGACCCCUGACCACUCCGCAUGCUCGCCACAGGGGAGGCCGCCGAUCAGCGUUGUUUCGCGUUUAACUUAGGUUUAAGUACACAAACCUGUUGUUACGUAACUAUUUUAUCGUAAACUCUUUGUAUUGUUGCUAAGAAACGUUUAUUCUGUUCUUAUUUCUAGGCCAAAAAGAAAAAGAGAGCUGAAAGAUUUGGGCUGUGA